Messenger RNA from Aspergillus viridinutans, 1509 nucleotides. Its product is annotated as glycoside hydrolase family 72 protein. The record is from RefSeq and is a predicted model, not a curated record. Gene Ontology annotation, cellular component: cytoplasm; fungal-type cell wall. The coding region runs from base 1 to 1509 and encodes 502 amino acids. Gene Ontology annotation, molecular function: 1,3-beta-glucanosyltransferase activity. Gene Ontology annotation, biological process: fungal-type cell wall (1->3)-beta-D-glucan biosynthetic process. The transcript has a single exon. NCBI's taxonomy places the organism in Eukaryota, Fungi, Ascomycota, Eurotiomycetes, Eurotiales, Aspergillaceae.
AUGCGACUAAAUGAAAUAGAGGACUACAGCGGCGGAGGGGCUGGGGGAACCGGCCAGUCCAACGCCAACUACGUCGACCCCCUGGCCGAUGGCUCCAAAUGCGAGCGCGAUAUCCCCUACCUUCUGCAACUGCGGACCAACGUGGUCCGGACGUAUGCCGUCAACCCGUCCUUAAACCACGAUGCGUGCAUGCAGAAGUUGUCCGAUGCCGGGAUCUAUGUCAUCGCGGAUCUGGCAUCGCCGGACGUUUCCAUCACGUCCAACUCUCCUGUCUGGACGGUCGACCAGUAUUCCCGCUACACCAGCGUUAUCGACGCAUUCCAAAAGUACGAUAACAUGAUUGGCUUUUUCGCCGGCAACGAGGUGGUGAAUCAGGCGAAUCAGUCUGCCGGCGCUGCGUUCGUCAAGGCUGCCGCGCGAGACAUGAAAGCCUAUAUCAAGAACAAGGGAUACCGACAAUCGCUGGUAAUCGGAUACGCGACCACCGACAACCCGGAGAUUCGGCUCUCGCUGUCCAACUACCUCAACUGUGGUGACCAGGCCGACGCAAUCGACUUCUUCGGCUACAACAUCUACGAAUGGUGCGGCGACAAGACCUUCCAGACCUCUGGCUACGAGAACCGCACCGAGGAGUACAAGGACUACUCCAUUCCCAUCUUCUUCUCAGAAUACGGCUGUAACACGGAGAAACCCCGCAAGUUCACCGACGUGCCCGUGCUCUUCGGCCCGCAGAUGGACAAUGUCUGGAGCGGCGGCAUCGUCUACAUGUACUUCGAGACAACCAACGACUACGGCCUGGUCUCCGUGUCCGGCUCCUCCGUCUCCCUAGAACCAGACUUCACCUACCUCUCGUCCGAGAUGCAAAGCGCCACCCCGACCGGCGUCAACAGCGCCAGCUACUCGCCCACCAACUCGCCGCGCGCCUGCCCAACCGCCGACGACACCUGGCUCGCCAAGUCCAGCCCCCUGCCCCCGAUCCCCAACGCAGAGCUUUGUAAUUGCAUGGUAUCCAGCCUGUCCUGCGUAGUCAAGGACUCCGUCGACGCAGACCAGUACGGCAAGCUCUUCGGGCAAGUCUGCGGGUACGGGGGCGGGAUCUGCGACGGGAUCGCGCACAACGCCACGACGGGCUCGUAUGGCGCGUACAGCGUCUGCACGAGCAAGGACCAGCUGUCGUAUGUGUUUGAUCGGUACUACAAGAGCCAGAAUAAGGCUGCCUCGGCGUGUGACUUUGCCGGCGCGGCGUCGGUGCAGUCGCCCAAGGGCCAGUCGGCGGACUGUAAGUCGCUGGUUAGCCAGGCUGGUUCCGCGGGGACGGGGACGGUUACUUCCCAGCCGACGGGGGGCAGUGGUACUACCAGUGGUAGUGGUGGCGCGGCGAGUACGUCCACGUCUAAGGGUGCGGCUGCGAGUGCUGUGAACCCUGCUGCGGUCCGGGUGGGCGGCUGGCCUUUGGUUGCGUAUGGGGUUGUUGCUGCCAUGGCUGGUGUUUUGAUGAUUUCUCUUUAG